CGAGCGCCGCCGAGUUCACUCCGUCAGCCGGGGAGCAGAGAGCGCAGCUCAUACCCACAUUCACUGCACCGAACUGCGAAUUCAGCACUGAACCUGCAAGGCGCUUUACAGCAGCUUCUCAAGUACCGUUGCGGCGUUGUUCUCCUCCCUCCCGUCCACUUCUAAUCAAUUGCAGUAGAGUUUUUUUUUUUUUGUGUGUUAACACAUCUGCAGAACCAUGACCCAGGUAGAUAUGACGGUGCAAUACAACAACCACGAGUAUGAGCCGGACGAGUACAUGAUACAGGAGGACGAGUGGGACCGGGACAUUUUGUUCCCAAGCGCCCAGGAAAAACAAAAGCAUCUUUUCUUGCAGACUUUUACGGCCUGGUGCAAUUCUCACCUGAGGAAAGCUGGAACACAAAUUGAAAAUAUUGAAGAUGACUUCAGAAAUGGCCUUAAACUUAUGCUUCUUUUGGAAGUCAUUUCAGGUGAAAGACUACCUAAACCUGACAGAGGAAAGAUGCGUUUUCACAAAAUCGCUAAUGUCAACAAAGCUCUAGAUUUUAUUGCUAGUAAAGGAGUGAAGCUGGUAUCCAUUGGAGCUGAAGAAAUUGUGGACGGGAACGUGAAGAUGACUUUGGGUAUGAUCUGGACUAUCAUCCUCCGUUUUGCUAUCCAGGACAUUUCAGUGGAAGAAACAUCUGCUAAGGAAGGCCUUCUUCUGUGGUGUCAGAGAAAGACUGCACCCUAUAGGAAUGUCAAUGUCCAGAACUUUCAUGUCAGCUGGAAAGAUGGUCUGGCCUUCUGCGCCCUGAUUCAUAGGCAUCGACCUGAUCUCAUUGACUACUCCAAGCUCAAUAAGGAUGAUCCGCUUGGAAACCUGAAUCUGGCUUUGGAAAUUGCAGAGAAACACCUAGACAUCCCAAAAAUGUUGGAUGCAGAAGAUGUAGUAAACACGGCCAGACCCGAUGAAAAGGCCAUUAUGACCUAUGUGUCGUGUUACUAUCAUGCAUUUGCUGGUGCUCAGAAGGCUGAGACGGCCGCCAACAGAAUCUGUAAAGUGCUGGGAGUGAACCAAGAGAAUGAGAAGCUGAUGGAAGAAUAUGAGCGCCUGGCCAGUGAGCUGCUGGAGUGGAUCCGCCGCACAACCCCCUGGCUGGAGAACCGCACCGCAGAGAAGACCAUGGCUGCCAUGCAGCAGAAGCUGGAGGACUUCCGGGACUACCGGAGAAAGCACAAGCCCCCGAAGGUGCAGGAGAAGUGCCAGCUGGAGAUCAACUUCAACACCCUGCAGACCAAGCUGAGGAUCAGCAACCGGCCCGCCUUCAUGCCCUCGGAGGGCAAGAUGGUGUCUGACAUUGCGAGCGCCUGGCAGAACCUGGAGCAGGCAGAGAAGGGCUAUGAGGAGUGGCUGCUGACCGAAAUCAGGAGGCUGGAGAGGCUGGACCACCUGGCCGAGAAGUUUCGCCAGAAGGCCUCCAUCCACGACGGCUGGGCUCACGGCAAGGAGCAGAUUUUGUCCCAGAGGGACUACGAGUCGGCCUCCCUGACAGAGGUGCGAGCCCUGCUGCGGAAACAUGAGGCUUUUGAGAGCGACUUGGCUGCCCACCAGGACCGAGUGGAGCAGAUUGCUGCCAUUGCCCAAGAGCUGAACGAGCUGGACUACCACGCUGCAGCCUCCGUGAACGACAGAUGCCAGAAGAUUUGUGACCAGUGGGACAAACUGGGAACACUGACACAGAAAAGGAGGGAAGCACUUGAGAGGGCGGAAAAGCUGCUGGAAACCAUCGACCAGCUGUACCUAGAGUUUGCCAAGAGGGCAGCGCCCUUUAACAACUGGAUGGAGGGGGCCAUGGAGGACCUGCAGGACAUGUUCAUUGUGCACACUGUUGAUGAGAUCCAGAGCCUGAUAUCGGCACACGAGCAGUUUAAAGCCACUCUGCCCGAGGCUGACAGCGAGAGGCAGGCUAUUCUGGGCAUCCACAAUGAGGUACAGAAGAUCGUCCAGAGCUACGGUGUCAACCUGUCUCAGACGAACCCCUACAGUACCAUUACGCCUGAAGAAAUUCGUGCCAAAUGGGACAGGGUGAAGCAUCUGGUCCCGCAGCGAGACCAGGCCCUGCAGGAGGAGCUCGCCCGCCAGCACUCCAACGAACGCCUGCGCCGACAGUUCGCGGCGCAGGCCAACGUCAUCGGCCCGUGGAUACAGAACAAGAUGGAGGAAAUUGCUCAUAGUUCCAUUGAGAUGAGUGGAACCCUGGAGGACCAGAUGAAUCAGCUGAAGCAGUAUGAGCACGUCAUUGUCUCCUAUAAACCUAACAUCGACAAGCUAGAGGGAGACCACCAGCUGAUCCAGGAGUCACUUAUUUUCGACAAUAAGCACACCAACUAUACCAUGGAGCACAUCCGUGUUGGCUGGGAGCUCCUGCUGACAACCAUUGCCAGAACCAUCAACGAGAUUGAAACCCAGAUUCUCACCAGAGAUGCUAAGGGCAUCAGCCAGGAACAGAUGAAUGAAUUCAGGGCCUCCUUCAACCACUUUGAUAGGAAGAAGAAAGGUGGAAUGGAGACUGAUGAUUUUAGAGCGUGUCUUAUCUCCAUGGGCUAUGACUUGGGUGAGGUAGAGUUUGCCCGCAUCAUGACUCUGGUGGACCCCAAUGGAACAGGUGUAGUGUCCUUCCAGUCCUUCAUCGACUUCAUGACCAGGGAGACGGCCGACACAGACACUGCGGAACAGGUUAUCGCCUCCUUCAGGAUCCUUGCUGCGGACAAGCCCUACAUCCUGGUCGAGGAGCUGCGCCGGGAGCUGCCUCCGGAGCAGGCGGAGUACUGCAUCAUGCGCAUGCCUGCCUACACCGGGCCGGGGAAGGUGCCGGGAGCCCUGGACUACACCUCCUUCUCCACGGCGCUGUACGGGGAGAGCGAUCUCUAACCGGGAAGCCCGGGGGAAGCCCCGCCCUCGAAAGACCGAGCAGUCUUGCAGCCGGCUUUAAAAAAAUAAAAGCAGCUUUUUGUCAGGUUAAAACGUUACGAAACUCUCACAAAGAAACGUGCACAGCAACAAGUUGAAUGUGCUAGAGGUUAAUGAAGAAAUGCAGUACAGUGUGUGGCGCACUAGUAAUACCUAAAGCAAGCGAUUUAGCAUCAAAAAUACUUUUUGUCAUGAUUUUGUAAAAAUUGCAGGAAGUAUUUAAUAGCCUCUGUUUUGAAAGCGACACGUGUAAAGUCUGACAUACAAGCCAGAUGAAAUACUAACUAGUCACGAAAAUGGAGAACACGACUUAGUGCUGUAACUUUCUUCCUUGGAGUGAAACAAGUGAAAAAUGAGUACUCAUUUUGUUUCCCUUCAUAUAGUUUAAUUGAAAAAAAAAAGAUAUUCAGAUCAACUGUAAACUAUUGAAGAUUUUUAUCAGUGCCUGAUGAAAAUGUAUCGUAUUUACUGCUACAGGAUAUUUUUACAAACUGUAUAGCUGUGUGAAGUUUCAUGUACUUGACCUCGUGGGAGGAGUACUCACUGGCUUUCAUGACAGAUUUUAUGGAGUACGGUAUUAGCAAUAUGUAUCUCAUGGCUUGUUUUCUAGUUUAGAAAUACUCACUUCAAGGUUUGUUUGGGAGACUGAUAAAAUCAAAAUAAACUACAUAAAAUAAAAGACAUGGGCACACAGUCUCUUGAUAUCAAUCUGUGUGACAGUUGUAGAGGCACACUGUAUAUUAUAAGGAUAUCAUUUGUACUUUUCCAGACAUUUUAAAAUUAAAUAAACCUAUGAAUUAAAAAAAAAUCCUUGAUUAUAUACAUUUUUGAGAGUGAGGAGUGAUUGCUCACUAGCAACUAUGAACCAUUGUCUAAAAGUGUGUUACUGUACUUUAUUAUGUAAUUGAUGGUCAUAUAGCAUCUUUUUUAUGGUUGAAGACCUAAGACAAAAACCACAAAAUGAAUUCAUCAUCAUUCGAAUUUCAAAUGAGUUAUUUUUAAUUACUUAAAGGUAAACACCACUGAUAAACUCUUAUCAAAGAAUUUAUUUUUUGUGAAAGCUCUGAGGAUAUGUUGGAAUUAUUUGUGUAAACACACAGAAAUAAAAUACAGGUAAAGCCUUUGGCUUGUG
Molecule: messenger RNA, 4085 nt
Organism: Lepisosteus oculatus (spotted gar)
Lineage: Eukaryota; Metazoa; Chordata; Actinopteri; Semionotiformes; Lepisosteidae
Source: RefSeq, a predicted model, not a curated record